UGGCGAGAUCCUUCAAGCAUUUCCAUCCCUGCUGGAGAAGCAGCACCCGAGGGUUUUAACGAGACUGCGACGAGAGUGUAUUGUAAUUUCCUUGAUUUUCGUGUACCCACGCUUGGUUCUUUUUGUUUUGAAGGGCAUUUCAAAAGCGUUUGUCUUUAGGAGUCACUCUCCGCCCGUACCCUUUAACGACUCCCGAGUCCCACGUUAUGACCACCCCAGAGACAGCACAACCACAACCUCCCCUCCUUCAAUCCCGCCGUCACCGUCCCGCUGCAACAGCACCUUGUCCCUCAUGUGGUGUCACUCUUGAAUUUUCCCUACCGUCAUCAACUUCCCCUCGCCCUUCUCCCACUAGCUCUCCGACCUCUGACGGGUAUGCAUGGGACCAUUAUCGUGUGCAGUGUUUCUCGUGUUUGGAAGUGGGUAGAAUCCCGCUACGUGACGCUAAAAGGAAGGAUGAGCCACGGCUUAAUGGAGUAGGAGGAUCAAAUAGGGAGCAGAAAGAGGAGAAGCCGAAGGAGAAGGAAAGGGAAAGGGCUCAAGAACAGCAGCGACGAAAGGUGCCAGCCAAAUUUGGGGGGAAGAAAGGCUCAGAUGAACAUCCCAUCGAAAUGGAAUACUAUGACUUAUUGGGUGUGCAAGCGAGUGCGACGGCGGGGGAAAUCAAAAAAGCGUAUUACAUGAAGGCGAUGAAAUGCCAUCCGGACAAAAAUCCGGACGAUCCUGAUGCUGAGGAGAAGUUCAAAUUGAUCUCUGAAGCAUACCAAGUUCUUUCCGAUCCCCAACGCCGUUCAUUCUACAACCAGCAUGGCAAAUCCGCUUCCGGUAGUGAUACUCCAUUUGUAGAUCCUGAGGAAUUCUUCAAGCAGCAGUUUGGUGGUGACAAAUUUGUGGACAUUAUCGGGGAGAUCUCUAUUGCAAAAGACUUUGCGGAAGCCAUGUCUGGCCUUGGCGAUGGAGGAGGUGACGGGAAAAACAAUAAGGACCUGACCGUCGAAGAGAGGGUCGAGAUCCGAAAUAGACGAGUCGACAAGCUGGUUACCAGCUUGAAGAACAAAUUGGCGCUCUACGUCGAUGCGUUUCCAAUUGAAGUGUCCGCUGAUGCAGGGGCCGCAGAUGCAACCGGAGCCACAGCACCCCCGUCGCCAGACCGUGAGCGCUUAUCUGCGGAAGCGAUGGAGGCUUUCCGCACCAUGACAGCGUUGGAAGCUGAAACACUAAAAACCGAAUCAUAUGGUGUGGAGCUCUUACAUGCUGUUGGAUACACAUACCAGCUAAAGGCAUCACAAUGGCUGGCGAAGAUUGAUGCGGAAGAGGGACCUGUCUUCAAGCGGGCAUGGGGAUUCGGGAGUCGGAUGGCUGGCAUAAUGAGAGAAAAGGCGCAUAUCAUCGGGGAAACUGUCGGAACAUUCAAAACGGCUUUGGAUCUGCAAUCGAGCUUUGCCAAGCUUCAAGAAAUGGAGAAGAAAAAGGAUGAAAAGAAGAAUGGAACAGGCGCGGAGGGACAAGGCGCUACUGCCGACAAGCCACCCAAUCCUUCAUCUGAUGCAACAAAAGACGAUGUGGAGAUGACUGCCGAGGAGCGAGAAUUGCGCACCAAGUUGGAAUACGAGGCGGCUAGCAAAGGAUUAGAGGCUCUAUGGCGCGGUAGUAAAUUGGAGGUGGAGGCUGUGCUGAGGGAGGUCUGUGAUAAGGUUUUGGGAGAGGAGACGGAGACGACAAAGGAAGUGAGACGCAGAAGGGCCGAAGCGCUAAGGGCAUUGGGACAGGUAUAUGAGUCCGUUAAGGCGGAUCAACCUGGGGCGAGCGGAGCUACUGGGGCGUCAUCGGAGGCAUCACGAUGAAGUAUUUGAUAAUAUCGGGGCUUAUAUCGACGGGUCUUGCAACACACAUUGUAUCUAUGAGUAGUAGUCUUAUAUACAGAAUAAGUAUAAUGCUCUGCAGCCAA
This is a messenger RNA of Spizellomyces punctatus DAOM BR117, 1948 nucleotides long. RefSeq lists its product as uncharacterized. Lineage: Eukaryota; Fungi; Chytridiomycota; Chytridiomycetes; Spizellomycetales; Spizellomycetaceae. The record is from RefSeq and is a predicted model, not a curated record. The transcript is spliced from 4 exons. Bases 207 to 1844 code for a protein of 545 amino acids.